AUGUCGUCCGGGUACUCAGGAGAGGGAUCCGCGGCGGCAAAUUGGCUUGGGGCCCAAUUUGCCGGAAGGCUCGUGAAGAAGGAAUACAUUUGCCUUUGCGAGGGGCCUGCCUUUGGUCCGGUUGGGCACCGUGCAGUGCUGACUUAUCCGCUGCGGGUGUUGCAGCUGAGCAAGGACACCUACCAAGUUGAGGUGGCCUCGGCCGGACGACCUGCGGAGACGGCUCUCCAAGUGAUGGCGUGCUUUGAGAUGAAGGGCAUUGACGAGGUCCGAGGCGCCUCUAGCAGCAUCUGCUCUCUCCUGACUCUGUGGCCCAAGACGGGCAGGAAACACCAGAUCCGAGCGCACCUAGCACAUGCAGGCCGACCCAUCGUGGGGGACUGGACCUAUGGCCGCCGAGAG
Symbiodinium necroappetens is the source of this 402-nucleotide messenger RNA. Lineage: Eukaryota; Dinophyceae; Suessiales; Symbiodiniaceae. The record is from the annotation of a GenBank genome assembly.